AUGGCUCAUCAAGGUAGCUUCAGCAGUGCUCACAGCUCCAUCGGCUCUAGCUCCCCUGCUUCCAGCACCAGCGCCGCCUCAGUCACCGCUGCUUCGCCGACCACCGUCAGCUUCUCUGUCUUCCAGGAGGGCCCUGGCCGUCCCCUCGUCUUCGCUCCACCUCUGGGUACUCCCGAGCUUCAGGCUCUCGUCGAUCUCUUCAUUGCUCUUGACGUCCCCGUUUCUAUGAAGAUGGAGAUGAUCCAGCGUGACUUUGAGGCCCAUACUGCUCGCACCAACGAGCGGUACAAGACCUACUUCGUGCCCUCUGCCUCUUCCACGCCCACCGCCUCUGCUCUCGUUCACUCGCCUUCGACCUACACCGCCAGCCCCAGCCCAAUCUUCCACAAUGUCUUUGACACCAACUUCAACCACCCUGCUUCUACCGGAAGCGGUAGUGGAAGCGGCAGCCUGUACCUCGAUGCCAGCCCUGCCCCUCGCCCAUCGCCGACCGAGUCGGAUCUGACGGUUGCGUCGGAUUCUCUGUUCCCUCUUUCUGUUCCCAUGUUUUCUGCUCCCCAGUUCGCCGAUGUUAAUGCUGCCUUCGCCGGCAACUUCUUCCCGGUCGCUGUCGACCAGAGCCCUGUUGCCUUGACUGCGGCUUCGAUGUGGCCGGUGGCGACGCUCACAGCCACCGCCGCCCCGGCUGCUCGCCGGACUCAGCCGCGUCAGUCUGCCGCUCCUCCUCCUUCUCAGCGUCGGAGACUCUCGGGCAGCAGCAGCAUGCAGAUCCUCACGCGUACUGGUGAGGACGUCACCCAUGUGUCCAGCCGUGGUACCCGGACACACGAAGAGCGGGAGAACACUCGCCUCGUGCGCCAGCGGGGUGCCUGUCCUGACUGCCGCCGGAAGAAGACCCGGUGCAACCCGGACCACGCCGGCUUCACCGCGGAGCAUGUGAGUGCUCGCGCUGGUCCGUACGCUGCUCCUGCCCAGUCUGGCCGGGCCAAGGCAGAGGCGGCCGCAGCCAGAGCAGCCAAGGCUUCCAAGGCCAAGGUGGACGGCAAGAAGACCGUGACCACAUCUGAACCUGUCUUCGCUGCCCCGCAGCAGGCACCGAACGCUACCGUGCUCGCCGGCAUCGAGGAUGGUGGUGGUGGUGGCGUAGGACACAUACCGCCGCUCGACCUCGACGUCUUCUCCGACUCUUUCGACUGGGAGCAGCUCGCCGCUGACCAGGGCCGCCUCUUCACCGAGGAUGACCUUGAGCUGAGCAUCGCUACCACGCUUUCCAUGACCAUGCCGACCACCACCAGCGGUGCCACUGCCGCUGCUUCGGCUUCUUCUUCUUCUACUGCCACCACCCAGGCUCCCAUCGACCCGCACAGUGUUCCACCAUUCCGACCUCCUCCGCCAUACCGACCUACGGACGCUCACCUCCAGUCCAGCCGCAACAUGAACGCCCCCUCCACCACCGCCUCCCCUGUCUCUGCCAUUGCCUCUGCCAGCCCUGCUGACCAGGCUCCUCAAAUGGGACGCAUGAUCAGCCCUGCCGUGGACUUCAACAACGGCUUCGCUGGCCCGGCUGCAUUUGCCAACGACAACUCGGCCGUCUUCGGCGACGCCUCGGAGACCUUCUUCUCCGCUGUGAACGCCUCCAUGACUGGGUCUUGCGUUCAACCUGGCUCCGCUCAAACCGGCGGGCUGACACACGCCGGGCCACUGCGCACAUCAGGCUCACUACCUGCCGGGGUUGAUUUGGGGCAAAUAGAUUUGGGCGACGACGACGGUCGGGAAUUAGAUAGGCUUGACACCGGAGUCACCCACCCUGAGGACGAGGAACGCGAGCGCGGCAGGCCAACCGAGUUUACGAGACGCGGCGUCAAUAUACCUGACCGUGGCAGGUUUACGCCCUUUGGUAACCGCAGCGAGCAGAGCUGGUCAACACUAACGGGCGAGACCAGCUGUGGACCUCGUUCUACAACCACGAGCGCACAAGCAACCGCCACCGUCACGCCGCCUAUCCUGAAGACAAUACGCGGGUCGCCUUCGUCCGCCGAGGCGGGGGUACCGCCCAGCGACUCCCUCUCCACGUCACAAGCCGAGCCAACACCGUCAUCUUCGACACCGCCACUGUCGCCUGCGGACACCACCGUGCUCCUGACAGUAAUAGCUAACUUCACAGCGUCGCUGCUGCUGCCCGCCUACUUGGCAUGGACAGCGGCGGCGGCGGCCGAAGCCGAAGCCCACGACAGCCUGGUGUCCGACUUGGAGGUCCAGCUCGACCGGAUGAAUCUCGCUCCCACCCUUGUCGCCUGCCAAUAG
Sporothrix schenckii 1099-18 is the source of this 2304-nucleotide messenger RNA. RefSeq lists its product as uncharacterized. Bases 1 to 2304 code for a protein of 767 amino acids. The record is from RefSeq and is a predicted model, not a curated record. Lineage: Eukaryota; Fungi; Ascomycota; Sordariomycetes; Ophiostomatales; Ophiostomataceae. The transcript has a single exon.